AUGGUAAGCCUAGGAAGCAGAGCUGAAACAAAGAAAGAGAUGGUUUUUUAUAACGUAAAUUCAAGAAAAUUCGAGUCUGAAAUAAACAGCAGCAUGAAAGACAUACUUAACAAGAUGAAAGGAGCUAAUGAGAAACUAGGAGAAGAAAAAAAUUCAAAAGAAUUCUAUAAUUCAGAACAAAGGGCAAUUAUCAGGCACUAUAAUAGAGAAAAUAAAAUAAAGUUCAAGCACCCACUAUUGAUUGGAUGCAGAUAUAAUGGUCAGCUGGAAAGGACAAAAAGCUUUGGGACUAAAAACGAAAAUUCCAGUGUUUAUGUAAACCAAAUUAAUAAAACACCGAAUCCAGCUUCUAAGAAUUAUAUUCUUGGUGACAGCACGUCCCCUAACUUUUCUUAAUCUGUAAUAAAUUUAUAAAUAAAUAGUUUAUUUUUGGUUAAAAAUUAAUUACAGUCAGUUUAUUGAAGGAGUAAGCAAUUUUCUUAUUUAGAUACCGAGCUUUUUUCAAGCAAAAAUCUCCAGCCAAGAAUUAAUAUGGAGAAUGAUUUGCAAAACGUGAAACGAUCAUUAAAAACUCCGAUAAGAAAUUCAAGAACCUCCCAAAAUGAUCCAGCCACUGAUGACUUAAAGAUAUCUUACUUAAGAAAAUCACCCUUGAAAUCAAUGCCAAGUGACCUAUCCUACAAAUUUCCUCUGUCAAGGGAAUUGUCACUUAAAAAUACAAAAAUUAUUAGAAGAGAUAAAAACCCUCUCAAAAACUCGUCAACUCCUUUGGUCCAUGAUAGAUCAACUUCCCAAUACUCAAAUCCAAGAUGUAAUUCUCCAUUUAAAGAACCACUGGACUCAAAACUAUCAAAGUGUGGGUCACCAAUUGUACUAUCUUUCGCUAGUGAAUGGGAAAAACAUGAUGAAAAAUCCUAUUUGGGAAAAAUUAAUUCAAAGAAAACAGUUUUUAUAUCGAAGAGUAACUAUUUAUUAUUUUAAUUAAAAAUUCAUCUAAUCCAUUAAAUUCCCAUAAAUUCAGCUUUAAAACAUAAAUAUUAUAAAUUAAACAAGGAUUUGAUUUCAAAAAUAGAUUAUAAAUUUAAGUUUUACAAAUCCAACAAAAAAAAUUAUUACUCCCUCCCCUUUUAAAUUGAAAAUAUCACGUCCAAUUUACAGGACGAUCUUUUUGUUUUUAAAAAAAUUUGUAUAUUAAUAAAAAUUUGUAUAAAAUUAUUAAAUUUAAAUAUAUAAAUCGAACGAAUAUUAUGAAUUUUAAUUUAUUCUAUGACAUUAAUUCGAAAAAUUAAUCAAUUCAGUGUAAAUUGAUUUUAAUUGCACUUUUUCCAUUAAAUUAGGUAAUUUUCAACUGUAAAAUUUUCUUAUUCAAAACAUGUUGUUCUGAUUUAAAAGGAGAUAAAGUAUCCAAAAAAUAGAAAUUUUACCUAUAUUUUGUUCCAAUUUAAAGGUGAGGAGUUAACGAGCCAAAAAAUCUUGCUUGAUCCCUAAGAGUAAGAUCUUUUGACAAAAUUAUUAAUUAUUCAGCAGAAAAUAAACGAUUUAUAAAACCUAAAAAAAUCAUCAGAAGUUUUAACUAUCAGAAAACCAAUAUUUUUUAA
Molecule: messenger RNA, 1598 nt
Organism: Blepharisma stoltei
Lineage: Eukaryota; Ciliophora; Heterotrichea; Heterotrichida; Blepharismidae
Source: the annotation of a GenBank genome assembly